Molecule: messenger RNA, 1830 nt
Organism: Grosmannia clavigera kw1407
Lineage: Eukaryota; Fungi; Ascomycota; Sordariomycetes; Ophiostomatales; Ophiostomataceae
Exons: 2
Coding region: 1-1830 (609 amino acids)
Source: RefSeq, a predicted model, not a curated record
AUGCCGUUCGACCAAACGAUUACCAUCAUCAACAAUUCCGGCAAGGUGAUCAGCACGAGCAAGCAUCUUGUCGGCAUCUUCAAAGAGGCCAAAGCUGCUUACCGGGAGAAGAAGGGUGCACUCAGGCAGGAGAAGACUGGCGGCUUUGGCCACGCCCAGGCUUCUCGCGGCCCGCCUGGCAAUACCGGCAAGGGCCCCUUCGUUGAAGAGUAUGAUGAGGGGAGCGGCUUGGACGACCGCGAGUAUGGCUUCCGCGGCCUUGGAAACGCCCGCCAGCCGCUCUUUCUCCAGGGCGGUGGCCGUCUGUCGCAAGACAGUGGACGACAUUCCGGCGCCACACCGCAGAGGCCGCACGCUCACCAGCCUCGCCGCAGCAGUAGUGUCGGUGGCAGCAGCCACCACUCCAAGUCACGUCACAGUCGACAUCGUCCCAGCCAGGAUAGUCCCCGGCCGCCGUAUCCGCAACUGACCGAGGGGAACCUUCGUUCCCAUUCCGAGGUCUCGUCUACGGCGCCAUCGUCUUUGCCGCCCCGCCGUCUUCUGGCCGCUGCCGGCCAGCCGGACUUCCAGCCACGGCCCCUCGUUCGAGCGCAAACAACCCCGGCCGCUCCCGAAAGCAUCGUCCCUCAGACGGCGGUCGUGGUUGCCCGGCCGAGAUCCAAUACGGCACUUCGGGAUUCUGGGGCAGAUCAGCUCGAUAUGCAUUUGGCGUACGGUGAUUUGCCCCCCGACCUGGACACGUACCCCGAUCCAGACGCUGGGGCGGCCAAAAGCGAAGACGAAGAACAGAAGAAGGCCCAGGCCAAGACGCUCAUCGAUUACAUCGAAGCCCUUCUGGACGAAGCCGAGUGCAUUCACCACACUGCCGCCUCUAUCAUUGCUCGCCUGCAGAACAGCCCGGAAGCAGCGGCGGCUGUUGCUCUGACCCUGGCCGAGCUUUCAGCGCUGCUCGCCAAACUGAGUCCGACCUUUUUGGGCAUCAUCAAGGGCGGAAGCCCGGCGGUGUUUGCCCUCUUGGCCAGCCCACAGUUCCUCAUCGGCACCAGCAUUGCCGUUGGAAUCACUGUUGUGGCAUUUGGCGGCUGGAAGAUCGUCAAGCGCAUGACCGACGGCAAGCAGGCCUUCGAGGCAGCCAGCUCUUCGCCGGAACAGCAGCGGCCGUCCAGGCUGCCAGCUGGGCCGUCUCUUGCUGGUGUGCAAAUGCACAGCCUUCCUCCGGCUGUCGACAGGACAGCUCCGACCGUGAUAUCUGACGGCUUUGACGAGGCCGUCGUGCUGGAGGAGGAGCUCAGCUCGAUUGAAAGCUGGCGCCGCGGGAUUGUACCCCCAAGCGGCCUCGAAGACAGCGCCGUCGAUGCCGAGCUCAUCAGCCCGCAGGCGAUGCGCUCGCGCAAUGGCGACGACGAUACGCACACCGUGCGAAGCUCCAGGACUCACCACAGCAGCCGGUCGCGAACCGACACCAGCUCCCAACGGAGCAGCCAUAGCCACCAUCGCAGCAAGCGCCAUCAAGACCAAGGCCACGGCAGCGCAGGCACCCAAGAGGCAGGCAAAAGCAGCAGAGGAUCGGUGGUCGGAGCGGCUUCUGUUGUCUCUAGUCAUCACUCACGGCGUUCUGAGAGCCGCGCAGUCGAGCGGUCCAAGUCUGGCAGCAUUGUCUCUGCGUCUUCCGCAUCGCCGUCAUCGCCGUCGUCUGAUCAGGGCACUUCCCGCAGCAAGGAAAAGAAGGUGAGCAAUAGUGGUAACAUGCUGAAACAGCUGUUCAAGAAAAAGAGGGAGAAGGACAACAGAAACGGAGGGGACGGUCACCGGUCAGUUCUGGGUAGAUAG